AUGAUAACAUUUAUACUAUAUGUUAUCAUAUAGUUCAAUGGUCCUUGCACACCUUAGGUACUAUUGUUUUUUACAUAGAUAAUAUAAGAUAUUCUUAUAUUAUCUAUGGUUUUUUAUGGUAGUUCUUAGUGCCGGGCAAGCGGAAUUGACAAUAUACAGUACUUCUAUAUUAUGAAUUUUGCAAAAUCCGAUUUCAGCCUAUGAUUAUACAGUAUUAAAAUAUUAAUUUUAAUUAAAAUAUUAUGGUCUACGGGAGACGUUAUCAUCUAUCAGCAAUUCAAACGGGUUUACGAUGAUUUAGUAUUUCGUAUUUUGACGUGUCGCUUGCAUUUCUGGCACUACGCAAUACGUCUCUUAUGACACGACUAUGAAAGUACGGACAAUGUCAGCCGUCAAACCCCAGUAUUCGAUUGGCAGUUCAGAUUUGUUUGACUGCAGCUGAAUCCUGCAGUGUAGUAUUGCUAUCGAAAAAAUAAAUAUGUGUAACAUAAAUGAACUAUAAAAUCUACUUGAUAUAUGCAUUUAUUCUUCAUAUAUUUAGAGUGUAACAUUUGUAAAUAUUUUUAAAAUGUCAAUAUCAGUGGAAAUAAAUGACAAUACAUCUUCAUAUGACAAACUUAGAGAGUUAUGUAAAGAAAAUGUUAUUUAUUUUUCAACUGACGAGAGGAAUGGUUCAACUGCCAUAUCAAAUUGUUUUGAACAAUUAUUUGAAAAUAUUGGAACUAUAAAACCUUUGGUUUAUGAAUUACGUAAUAUCUGUCAUUUGUACGAUUUUGAUCCAUCUAUACCAGGAAAUGGUUACCGAAGUUAUGUUACAGUUGUUGAUUUAUUUAUUGCCCAUUGUAUUAAAAUUUGCAACCAAAUGACUAUUAAUCGUAAUUCAUUUUUCUUUCGUAAAGCAUUUUAUACAAAAGAAAUUGAAUCAUGUAACCAAGUGAUGAGUGCAUUGGUAUUGUGCUUAGAAAACUUAUGUCUUUUAAUUGGUUGGAGUGAACCAGGCAUGUUAUUUGCUGGAAACGAUACUGCAGCUUUGGAGCUUAUGAUGAAAAUAGAACCAUCUAAGCUUUGUCCUUUUUAUGGACGAUGUUUAGCAUUUCAGUUUAAUGAGUCACUACAGCCUGCUUUGAAAACUAUUGCUAUAAUGAUGGCUGCUUUUAGUGAGGUAUACUAUAAUGAAAAUGGCAUGUUAGCUAGAGCAAAUACUGCAUGGAAUUGCAGCAAAUAUAUGUUAAAUCCAGAAUUAAGAGCUCGCAGGAUUGUCAAUGUUAUUCAAUAUUCUUCAAUAGAGUUUUACAAAGCAUUUUUAUUCCUUGGUGAAACCGAACUAUUGAAAAGUUUACCUAAUCUAGUUUCACCUGUAGUUGCUGUAAAUCGAUUGAUAUCUAUUCCUAGUAAACCAAUUUUAUAUUUAAAACCAGAUGGACAGUUAUUUGAACUUCAGCCCCCAAUGUGUCAUACUGGACCAGCUUCUUUAAAUGUUCGACUGAUUGCAAAAACUAAACGUGAAGGCAUGUUAGCUGAAAACCUUGGAAGUGGGAUCUUACCAGAACCUUGUGAUAAUCUUAUAAUACAUUGUCAUGGAGGUGGUUUUGUAUCACAAAGUUCAAGUUCUCACGAAUCAUAUUUAAGAGAUUGGGCUGUUCGCUUAGAGAUACCUAUAUUAUCUGUUGAUUAUUCACUUGCACCAAGGGCACCAUAUCCUAGAGCUAGGGAAGAACUAUUAUUUGCUUAUGUUUGGGCAAUAAAUAAUGCAGCAUACUUAGGUUCUACUGCUAAACGCGUCAUAAUGGCAGGUGAUUCUGCUGGAGGAAAUUUAAGUGCUUGUGUAGCAUUAAAAUGCAUAGAAAUGGGUUUUAGAAUACCAGACAGUUUAUUUUUGGCAUACUUCCCUUGUGCGAUAGCGUGGUCUCCAACACCUGCAAGAUUUCUUAGUUUAAUAGAUCCAUUGAUACCUUUAGGUUUUAUGACAAAUUGUUUGAAAGCUUAUGCUUGUCCUCCUGACAUCUACCAAGAUAGUUUAUAUGAAUAUAAAUUGAAAAAUAUAGCCAAACCAAAAGAUGGGGCAAAAGAUAAUUUCAUAGAAGAAGUAGAAUCUAGUGAAGAAGCUUUGGAGUUAAUACAAGAUACUAAAAAAGAUAGCCAAUCAACAAUAACACCAGUUGAAGAGGUUAUUAUGACUGCACAUGAACACAGACAAUCAAGAAGAUUUUCUACGAUGCUUACAGAGACUGCUGAGAAUAUAAGUUCUGCUAUUACUACCACAUUCAUUACAUUGACUGGAGGAACAGCAGAAGAAUAUAUUAGUGAUAGCGAAGAUGCUUUAAAUGAAGUGGUAGAAGAGACACCUUUGCCUAUAGAUUUACCUAAGUUACCAGAAGAUCCAUUUUUGUCUCCCUAUUUUGCAAGUGAUGAUCUUUUUAAAGAACUACCUCCUGUUCAUAUUGUGACUGUACAUAUGGACCCUUGUUUAGAUGAUUGUGUAAUGUUUGCUAAGCGGUUGAAGAAACUUGGAAAAAAAGUGAAAAUGGAUAUUUUAAAAGGGUUACCCCAUGGUUUUUUAAAUUUGGCUAUUACUUGUAAAGAAGCACAUGAAGGUUCAGUAUUAUGUGCUCAACGAAUUGCCGAAUUAUUUAAAGAAAUUGAAGAAUCUGAAGUUAAUUUUAUUUAAUUGGGAACAUUUUCUAAAUUACAUGUGUUCCAAAUUCUUAAUUAUAUAAUGCAUGACAUUUUUAAGCUUUUUCCUUACAAUCACAAAAUGUAGUAGAUUAUUAUUUGUACAUUACAGUUGUAUAAUACAUACAAUACUAUGUAAAGGUAAUUUAUGGGAUCAACUCAAAAUAUACUAACUACAUUUUUAUCAACAAAAAAAAAAUGUUUGCUUGUUAAUUGUGCACUGUAUAUUUACAGUAUGUGUUCUAUUAUUAUUAUAAACUUAUUAAUACAAUAAACAAAUAAAAAAAGCUUUUGAGAGUUUAA
This is a messenger RNA of Sipha flava (yellow sugarcane aphid), 2976 nucleotides long. It is a transcript of the gene Hsl, whose product is annotated as hormone-sensitive lipase. NCBI's taxonomy places the organism in Eukaryota, Metazoa, Arthropoda, Insecta, Hemiptera, Aphididae. The record is from RefSeq and is a predicted model, not a curated record. Gene Ontology annotation, cellular component: cytosol. The coding region runs from base 569 to 2668 and encodes 699 amino acids. Gene Ontology annotation, biological process: cholesterol metabolic process; triglyceride catabolic process. Gene Ontology annotation, molecular function: triacylglycerol lipase activity; sterol ester esterase activity. The transcript is spliced from 13 exons.